UCUGUCCGGCGACGGGCUAUGAAGGAAGCGUUUUAACCUUAACGAGGUAAACAAGCUGCUUUACUCACGUUUCCCGAUGACACACGGCAGUGACACACGGUGAAAACACUGUGCGACAACCAGCAAGAUGGAAACCAAAGUGACAUCAGAGCCCAAAUCCAAUGGCAUGACGAAUGGAGGUGCAAUGAUUGUUGAUGAUGAUGACGAUGUUCUUUGCCCAACUGACCUGUCUGAGAUGUUAGCUGAGGGGACCAAGGAGGCCCACGACAGAGCAGAAAACUGCCAGCUUGUUAAAGAUUUCCUCAGAGGUCGCAUCAAAAAGGAGCUGUUUAAGAGAGGUACAGCAGCUCUAUAUUUUGUCUACUCGGCCAUGGAGGAGGAGUUUGAGAAGAACAGAGAGCACCCCCACAUCGCCCCAAUCUAUUUCCCCACAGAGCUGUACCGGCGUGAAGCCCUGGCCCGGGACCUCGAGUACUUCUACGGAGAGGACUGGGAGAGCCAGAUCAGCCUCUCUGCAGCCACCAAGCCUUAUGUGGACCGCAUCCACGAGGUUGGAGAUAAAGACCCGGUGCUGCUGGUGGGCCACUCUUACACCCGCUAUAUGGGUGACCUCUCAGGUGGACAGAUCCUCAAGAAAGUGGCCCAGAGGGCACUGAAGCUCCCUGUGACAGGCGAAGGGCUGAACUUCUACCAGUUUGAGGAUAUACACCGUCACAAGGGCUUUAAGCAGCUUUACAGAAGCAGGAUGAACGAGCUGGAGCUGGACACUGAAACCAAAGAGAGGAUCGUGGACGAGUCCAACCGGGCCUUUGGCUUUAACCUGAUGAUAUUCACAGAGAUUGAAGAGAUUGGAAAGAACAUCAAAGAAGAAGUCCAAGAUACGGGUAUCGGACACAGUCAUGCAGAAAUCAUGGAGGGAGGAGAUAUCAACAAGUGCCCCUACUACGCAGCAAAAAUGGCUGUCAGUGGAAAUCCCACCCACGCAUGCCAGUUAGCCAUGAUGCUUCUCAGACAUCCGCACUGUCAGGUGGCUCUGGCUGCCAUCCUCGUUGCUUUCACUGCCUGGUACCUCAUGUGAGCUCCCUCUCACCUCAAAGAGCAGAGGACACUGUUUUAUCCGGCCAAAUUUAAUCCUCUUUAUUCAUAUAUGCAGAGGUUUUAGAGAUAUUUUAACAUGUAGAAUUAUUAAAUGAUCUCUGUUCAUCCAAGUGAUUAUUUGCGUUGAAUGUAUUUAUAAUGAUAAUAACAAAAGUGUGUAAAUUUUGUCAAGCUUGGUGAUUGACAUGUUUCUGGUUGUAAAUAUCAAUUUUAAUCAGUAAAUUGCAUCACAAAAUUUAAAACUCUGCUGAAAAUACUGUCUGCUUUUUUUUCUCCAUAUGGUUAAUGUAAAAGUGAGCAUAGUGUAAUGUUGUAUUAGCCCCUUUCCAGUUAGCAACAUUUCUAUAGUUUUGUUUGUUAAAAGUACAUUACAGUCACAAAUUAAUAUUAAUUUAUAUAACAUUGUCAGAAACCAAUGACAAAAAAAUGUGCUUUAAUUGUAUAGGAGGUAAAAUUGGCACUUAAAUGUAUCCUGAAGGAGGUUGUGGUGGGUCAACGUGUUUGUCCCUUUACAGAAGCAGUUUAUGAUGGAUGCAAACCAGUAAAACCAAUUUAGUGUCAUCAAUAGCUCUAUGAUAGUCUGUGUUGCCUUGUCAAUACCAAACAGUAGCAAUUACAUCUGUUUUCUUGAUUAACUUAUUCUCAUAAAGCCAGCCAUUUUCUGUCAGUAUCUCAGGUAACGUGUGUGCAAAGCUAAAUCAUACUUUUAUUUGCUACUUGCUGUGCUUAUAUCACAGUUUUUUAAAAGUGAUCAGAUGUAACAAAAACAUGGCAUAGAGAACAUAAACCAGCUCUUUCUAGGUAACUUUUAAAGUGAUGAUAUUUGGUUACAGCCUGUGUAUCCACUUUAGCAUCCCAGCAAAAUGAAGUCAGUAGCACUCAUGAUAUAUGACGAUCUGAUGUGACUGUUGUGGGUCUGUUUCAGCCUCUCCAGUAACUUUUAUCUCUAGAAUCACUGGCCUGCUGCUCACUUCGGAGUUGUUUCUGUCUGCCAUUUGUUUCCACAAAAAGUGCUGUGCACAUGUAUAUUCAAUAAAACAUAGGUAGGUGAACA
This is a messenger RNA of Larimichthys crocea (large yellow croaker), 2152 nucleotides long. RefSeq names its product heme oxygenase 2a (gene hmox2a). The record is from RefSeq and is a predicted model, not a curated record. Bases 128 to 1078 code for a protein of 316 amino acids. The transcript has 7 exons. Gene Ontology annotation, molecular function: heme binding; heme oxygenase (decyclizing) activity. Gene Ontology annotation, biological process: heme catabolic process; heme oxidation; response to oxidative stress. Lineage: Eukaryota; Metazoa; Chordata; Actinopteri; Sciaenidae.